AUGAUAGUAUAUUACGUGCUUGAAGAUGGUUUGGGGAGGGACGUUGACAUAACAGUGUGGAAUAGUCCCGGAAGUGACGUCACUGGAAUGGCGGCUAGGUCAGAAAAAGUUGUCAAUGCUGCUGAAAAGCUUCUUGGUAACCUUGAAGUUUAUCAUUACCACGGAAAGUUAGUGCAGAAAGAACCCAAAUCAGGAGGAUCAUGGUUGUGGCACCAAGACUACGGUUACUGGUACCGAAAUGGUUGCCUCUUCCCUGAAAUGCUAACUGUAUUUAUGGCAGUAGAUAAAUGUGACAAAACAAACGGAUGUUUGAAGGUUCUGAAGGGAUCACACAAGUGUGGCCGGAUUGACCACAGUAUGGUGGCCGGUCAGACGGGGGCAGACAUUGACAGAGUCAGCGAACUCAAGAAGAAACUUGAAGUUGUUUUCGUAGAACUGAACCCAGGUGACGUCCUGAUGUUCGGUUGUAAUCUGCUUCACUGCAGUGGACCAAAUAAUUCCGACAGACGGCGCUGGGCGUAUCUGAUGUGUUAUAAUACACGUCAUAACAACCCGGUCAAAGUUCACCACCACCCCUGCUACACACCUUUACAGAAGGUGCCAAAUUCUGCAAUCAAGGCUUGCGAAAAUUACACCGAUUUUUCAGGGAAAGCAUUUAUGGAUAGAGAUGUUAAUGAGACAGUUAAAAUCCAUAAAAAGGAGAGUUAAUUUUAAACUUUUUUUUAUCGAAUUGGAAAA
Messenger RNA from Saccostrea cuccullata (small rock oyster), 738 nucleotides. Its product is annotated as L-proline trans-4-hydroxylase-like. The record is from RefSeq and is a predicted model, not a curated record. Lineage: Eukaryota; Metazoa; Mollusca; Bivalvia; Ostreida; Ostreidae. The transcript has 7 exons. Bases 1 to 708 code for a protein of 235 amino acids.